Cooperia oncophora is the source of this 438-nucleotide messenger RNA. NCBI's taxonomy places the organism in Eukaryota, Metazoa, Nematoda, Chromadorea, Rhabditida, Trichostrongylidae. The record is from the annotation of a GenBank genome assembly.
AUGUUCAAGGUGAAAUCGGAGAAAGGUUUGAGACAACAUUUGCUUUGCAUCUUCUACAAGCCGGCAAAUGUGAUUCCAUGUAACCACAACUUCUGCUUAGCGUGUAUCUCAAAAUGGAGGAUGCAAGACGCGUCGUCAGACAGCUGUCCUGAGUGCCGAGCGGUGAUAAGAAGUAUGGGGAAAGAUGCCUUGAUAAAUGCUUUCGUUUCCAUGUUUCUGGACUAUUUUCCAGAAAAAUCGCGUGAUGCUGAAGAUAUCCGUUUGAUGAACAAAAUUGAAUGUGAUUAUGCAAGCUUGUCCACAGCAGUUCCUCGGGAAAAUUCUGCUUUGCUCAAUCCACUAUAUCUCGUAGGGACUUGCUCUUCUUCAGAAUGGGCAAUGUGGAAGAAAGCGAUGAACUUGAAAUGUGAAAUGGGGUCAUCACUUGUAAACUGCUAG